UUGAGGAUUUUCCAGGGACUUUUCAUGUGUGAUUUUCCAGGUACUUUUCAUGUGUACCUACUCUGCAUAUUCAUAUAUUUAUAUAUGCUUCAUCCUCACAAAUAGUGUCUUGCAACUUAAGAAAGCACUUGUUCAAAUAAACAUGGGUACCGUCAAGAAACCUUGUAUGGUCUUUUUAUGCUUUCUCUUCCUCUUGUCAUGGAUUUUCAAUGUGGCGGCGGUUGCGGCGGUUGAAAACACAACUAUCCAAGUGAAUGUGGGUGUUGUUGUUGACCUCGAUCAACCCAGUCAGAGCGGGAAGAUGUAUUUGAGUUGCAUCAAAAUGGCCAUCGAGGACUUCUAUGCAUCUCAUGCUCACUUCAAGACCAGGCUUGUUUUGAACACUAGGGACUCCAAGCAAUCUGUUGUUGGUGCAGCUGCUGCAGCUCUAGACCUGAUAAAGAAUGUAGAAGUGCAAGCAAUCCUGGGGCCAGUGACAUCAAUGCAGGCUAGCUUUGUUGUUAAUCUUGGAGACCAAGCUCAUGUGCCCAUUUUAUCAUUUUCUGCAACAAGCCCCUCUCUUACUUCACUCCAAAGCUCUUACUUCUUCCGAAUUACACAAACCGACUCUCAGCAAGUGAAAGCCAUAAGUGCCAUUGUUAAAAAUUUCGGAUGGAGACAAGUUGUGCCAAUUUAUGUAGACAAUACGUACGGCGAGGGAGUCAUACCCUUUUUAAUUGAUGCAUUGCAAGAGGUUGAUGCUCAUGUCCCUUAUCGGAGUGUCAUUCCCGCAUCACCUACAGAUGUACAAAUUGAAAAAGAGCUUCACAAGUUAAUGACAAUGCAAACUAGAGUCUUCAUUGUGCACAUGUUGCCCAUACUUUGCACUAAGCUAUUUGCCAAGGCAAAAGAGGUCGGAAUGAUGAGAAAAGGCUAUGUUUGGAUCAUGACCAACGGGGUAGGAAAUCGUUUAUGGUCAAUCCCUCCGGUAGUUCUGAAUUCAAUGCAAGGGGUAUUAGGUGUGGAAAUUCCAAGAACAGAGGAGCUUGAAAAUUUCAAAAUGCGGUGGAAAAGACGAUUCCAACAAGACAAUCCAGCCAUCAUCGAUGUUGAUGUCGAUGUAUUUGGAUUUCGGGCUUAUGAUGCAGUUUUUGCACUAGCCUUUGCAGUAGAAGAAGUUGGGUUUAAUACAAACUCUGAUUUUCAAAAUAGGAAUGAUUCCGUUAACUCAACAGAUCUUGAUACGUUUGAGGUCUCCCAAUAUGGUCUAAAACUUUCACAAGCCAUAUCUAAUACUUCAUUCAAAGGUAUAGCUGGUGACUUCAGGCUUGACGAUGGGCAACUUCACGCAUCGAAUUUUAAGAUAGUUAACGUAAAUGGUGAUGGAGUAAGAACUAUUGCAUUUUGGACACCAGAAAAUGGUAUGUUAAAGACACUGAAUUCAGCAAACACAAGCACACUUUCAACUUCAACUUCCAAGUGCAAUCUUACAAGCAUACUUUCAACUUCCAAGUGCAAUCUUUCACCGAUUAUAUGGCCUGGAGAUUCUUUCUCUGUUCCCAAGGGGUGGGAGAUCCCAACAAAUGACAAGAAGCUGAGAAUUGGAGUUCCUGUAAAGCUUGGUUUUAGUGAGUUUGUUAAGGUAACCAAGAACCCUAGCACUAACACAACGCAAGUCACUGGGUUCAGUAUUGAUGUCUUUGAGGCUGCAGUUGAAGUACUACCAUAUGCACUUCCUUACGAGUUCAUUCCCUUUGAGAAUUCUGAUGGAACAAUGGCUGGCACGUACAAUGAUUUGGUCUAUCAAGUAUAUCUUGAGAAAUUUGAUGCUGUGGUGGGAGAUACCACGAUUAGGGCAAACAGAUCUUUGUACGUGGACUUUACGAUGCCCUACACAGAAUCGGGGGUAGUAAUGGUUGUGCCAAUCAGAGACACCAGGAGCAAAAAUGCAUGGGUUUUCUUGAAGCCCUUGACAUGGGACUUGUGGCUUACGACUUUUUGUUUCUUCAUCUUCAUUGGUUUCGUCAUCUGGGUACUUGAACAUCAAAUUAAUGAAGACUUUCGCGGCCCUCCCUCACAUCAAGUUGGCACAAGCUUUUGGUUCUCCUUCUCCACCAUGGUGUUUUCACAUAGGGAGAGAGUGGUUAGCAACUUGGCCAGAUUCUUGAUGAUUAUAUGGGUGUUUGUUGUGCUAGUUUUGACACAAAGCUACACAGCUAAUCUAGCAUCGCUAUUAACAGUUGAACAACUCCAACCAACUGUCACGAAUAUAAAGGAUAUACUAAGAAAAGGGGAGAAUGUUGGAUGCAUGGAGAAUAGCUUUGUUUGCGAACUCUUGAUGAAACAAGUCGGUUUCCAUGAGUCCAAGCUUAAGGCUAUCAAAACCAUGGAAGAAUGUGAUGAAGCUCUUUCGAAAGGGAGCGGAAAGGGUGGUAUUGCAGCUGUUGUUGCUGGAACCCCAUAUAUGGAGCUUUUCAUUGCGAAAUAUUGUUCCAAAUAUACCAUGAUUGGUCCAAUCUACAAAACUGAUGGCUUUGGUUUUGUGUUUCCAAAGCGUUCUCCUCUUGUGCCCGAUAUUUCACAAGCAGUCCUAAGCGUGAUGGAAGGAGAGAAGAUCAUGAAAAUUGAGAGCAAAUGGUUCAGUCAAGAAAGCAAUUGUGAAGAUAACUCCAGGACUCCAAGGAUCUCAAGCAACAGCCUUGGUCUUGAAAGCUUUUGGGGCCUAUUCCUAAUUGCCGGGGUGGCUUCAAUUCUAGCUCUCAUCAUAUUCGUAGCUUGCUUCUUUUACAAGCAUAGGCAUGUCUUGGAGCAGCCUGAUUCCAGAACUUCUUCUUCGAGAUGGAGAAGGGUUCGAGCCAUGAUUGAAAUUUUCAACGAAAAAGACCUCAACUCCCAUACUUUUAAAAGCCGUCAAGAACAAGAAGGAAUUGCGGGGGUUGGAGAAGAAGUUAAGGCCUCACCUAAUAGGAACUGGCCUGAAAGUCCAUUCAGCUAUGCAAACGACACUGAUAAGGUUUUUGGAUUCUACAAAGGGCAACAAACGCCAUCUACUACUAGUCAUGGGUCGCCGGAGCUUACUAUCACUGUUCAAGAAAUGCAUGGAGCUCAUGUAACAGCUCACGUAGAAAACAAUUAACAGAUUCAGUGAAAUAAAAGAAGGGAUAGUUUGGCCGUAUAAAUAAUCUUGUAACUAAGGUUUAACAGUAAACUUUUCAUGCUCGGACCAAGCAUGUUGAACUUGAUGACCACUAUAUCCGAGAGAAAGUUUUGUCUAAAGAGCUUUCAAUCCAUUUCAUCUGCACACAGGAUCAACUUGCUGAUAUUUGCACAAAGCCUCUGUCCAAGACUCGGUUUCAUCUUCUCCGGCACAAACUUGCUCUUCACCACCCUCAGUUUAGUUUGAGGGGGGAUAUUAAGGCUAAUAUUGUAAAAGAUAAAACUUAGAAGAUAUUUUUCUGUUAUGGCUAAUUUUCAUGAGCUGUAAAUUAGUUAGGUGAGCUGUCAUUUUUCAUAGGUUUAUUGGUUGUAUAUAUAACCAUCUGUUGUAAUCUUAU
Molecule: messenger RNA, 3533 nt
Organism: Malus domestica (apple)
Lineage: Eukaryota; Viridiplantae; Streptophyta; Magnoliopsida; Rosales; Rosaceae
Product: glutamate receptor 2.2-like
Cellular component (GO): plasma membrane
Molecular function (GO): ligand-gated monoatomic ion channel activity; signaling receptor activity
Source: RefSeq, a predicted model, not a curated record